AUGGACACGUCGUCAACCCUCGCGACGAGCGCCACCCCGACAAUUCCCGCCGAACAGCUUGCCGCACUUACAUCGCUGCUGUCGGGACUCACCGCUGCCGCUUCCGGCACUACCGCACCCGCCACGACAUCCGGCUCCAAUCGCAAUGCCUUCCCGAAGCAUGCGCGGUUGGACGGGCCGAAGACGUUCGCGAACUGGACACGCCAGCUUCGCCUGUGCCUAGCGGACGACAUCCGCUCCUACGUCCUCGACGGAAUCACCCCCGACGAUUGGACGCCUUCGCAACGCUCCGCCCGCGACGUCGUGGCACGCGAGAUCCUUGCAAACUCAAUCGACUCGGCGAAGUCUCGGCAGUCCUCGACAAGAUCCCUACGGCCGACCUCACAGCGCCCAAGAUUACUCGACGCUGAAAUCGCGAUACGCCCCUGA
This is a messenger RNA of Microbotryum saponariae, 429 nucleotides long. NCBI's taxonomy places the organism in Eukaryota, Fungi, Basidiomycota, Microbotryomycetes, Microbotryales, Microbotryaceae. The record is from the annotation of a GenBank genome assembly.